Messenger RNA from Clarias gariepinus (North African catfish), 3101 nucleotides. RefSeq names its product cyclin T2b (gene ccnt2b). Lineage: Eukaryota; Metazoa; Chordata; Actinopteri; Siluriformes; Clariidae. Bases 23 to 1708 code for a protein of 561 amino acids. Gene Ontology annotation, biological process: regulation of transcription by RNA polymerase II; positive regulation of DNA-templated transcription, elongation. The record is from RefSeq and is a predicted model, not a curated record. Gene Ontology annotation, molecular function: cyclin-dependent protein serine/threonine kinase activator activity. Gene Ontology annotation, cellular component: cyclin/CDK positive transcription elongation factor complex; nucleus. The transcript is spliced from 9 exons.
GGCGAGCGGCGUCGGGACGAACAUGGCGACGGUGCUGCGCGGCUCCACGAAAUGGCUCUUCACCCGGGAACAAAUCGAAAAUACGCCGUCUCGCCGCUGCGGAAUCGAGCCAGACCGGGAGUUAUCGUACCGACAGCAAGCCGCCAACCUGAUCCAGGACAUGGGCCAGCGGCUUAACGUCUCCCAGCUUACAAUCAACACUGCCAUUGUCUAUAUGCACCGCUUUUAUAUGCUGAACUCCUUCACAAAGUUCCAUCGAAACAUUAUCUCUCCCACCACUCUGUUUUUAGCUGCUAAAGUGGAAGAGCAACCCCGGAAACUUGAACACGUCAUUAAAGUGGCACACGCCUGUCUUAAUCCGCAGGAACCUCCACUGGACACCAAUAGCAAUACAUACCUCCAACAAGCACAAGAACUGGUGCUUCUAGAAACUAUAGUGCUGCAAACACUCGGCUUUGAGAUUACUAUAGAUCAUCCACACACAGAUGUGGUGAGAUGUUCCCAGCUAGUACGAGCGAGCAAGGACUUGGCCCAGACCUCCUAUUUCAUGGCUACCAACAGUUUGCACCUGACCACCUUCUGCCUGCAGUACAGACCCACAGUGGUGGCGUGUGUGUGCAUUCAUCUCACCUGCAAGUGGUCCAAAUGGAAGAUUCCCAUCUCGUCGGACGGUAAACACUGGUGGGAGUAUUUGGAUCCCACAGUCACUCUGCAGCUGCUAGACCAGUUAACGCAUGAGUUCCUUCAGAUUUUGGAGAAGACGCCCAGCAGGUUGAAAAGGAUCAGAAACUGGCGGGCCACUCAAGCCGCCAAAAGGUCCAAAACAGAGAGCCAGUCAGUGGGGAGCUCCUUCCAGACUCCCCCAGCCCAGGACACGUUGCUGGUUGACCAUAAGACUGAUUUGAUGGGCUUAUACCCAGAUCCCUCCGCUUUGUUCCCGUUAGACACAGUCAACGGCUUGGCCAACCCGAGCUCCUCGUACGUCCAAGCCGACGCCCACGCGAGCUUACAGGCCGUACCAAUAAGCAGCAAGACGCAACACACGGCCACCAAUAAACUCAGUCUGGAAAAAUACAGGGAGAAGCAGGCGGCCGAGCAGCUGCAGCGCCGCAAACACAGUCACCUGCUGCCUGAAACCGCCACCCUGGCUUCGUCCUCGUCUUUAUCUGCAGUGCUGAUGUCAUCGGCAUCUGCGUCGUCGUCGUCAUCCUCUUCCUCUAUGGCGCGGGUCAAAUACGCUCAGCCCGGACAGGAGCGUGAGAUGAAGAGCGGCUCGCUGAAACGGCGUCACCCCUCGUCUUCAUCUUCCUCCACAGAAAACGGCUCAGCGAGUCAGGAGGAGCUGAAGAUGAAGAUCAAGAUGUCGGAGAGCGGCAGUAAGAGCAGGCACAGCCCUCGCUCGGGCCGGGAGAAACACAGAGCUUCGAAACACGACACGUCACACUCGCACACACACUCUCACACGCACGCUCAUGCACACGGCAGCCACUACAAAGCGCAUCGCUCGUCCAAGAGCCACACCCCUUCCGUCCCCGCCGCCAUGCCCCCUCCCAGCCACGCCCAACUGGGGAAGAUCGACAGAAGGCCAGGGGAGGGGCCGAGCGCAGAGAGCGCGGCUCCUCUGCUGCUCAACGGCCAACACAUGGACUACGCAGACACGUUCAACAUGCUCGACUCGCUGCUCAAUGCACAGAACAUGAACUACUAAAGUGCACGCAAUCAGAUUAUUAAAAACUGCAACAUAAAAAAAGAAAUUUUUUAAAAUAACUUUUAUGUUAGGGUCACAUGGUCCGUAACUUUCAUAUUCACCUCUUAAUUUAACCAUGUUGCUUCACUGAAGAAAAAAAGAAAAAAAAAGAGGAUAAAAGGUAAUAGUUGUUGUAUGUCAAAAAAAAAGUGUAUUAAGUUUUAAAGCUUACGAUGUGAAAAGCAGCCUGUGAAAUACUGUAAUGUUUUUAUCUCGGCUGUAGUAAUGGAAGGACAAUGCAUUGAUCACAUGACUAAAGGAGAGAUGUAACAUGUCUGUGUUUUACUAUAUACUUGAUUUUAUUUUAUUUUUUAUCAUACCGAUGAAUUUUUGACAAGACGUUGACUGUUCGUGGGAGGCGCAGAUAACCGUUUUCUCAUCUCUUCCCCCUCCCUGUUUUUUUUUCUUUUUUCUUUUGUUUGUUUUUUAAAUGCCAUGUCUGUAAUUCUCCCAAUGCUCAGGUUUGGAGACGCUAUAGUGUCUGUAACAUGACAUCUAGGAACCUACGGAUGUGGGAUUGUUAAAAGAAGUUCUAGCUACAGUAAACACCUAGUAUCUCAAAUAUUCUGUUUUUUACCUCUAGCGAUGGGAUGAUGGCGUUCGUCCACUUCAUUCCGUCGUGUCAACGUUGUAUUUUAAAAGGCUUUGCUUUGGCUUGUCGGCUGGUCGUUCCCCUUGCCCUCCUACCUCAUUAGCCCUUUAAACGGAGUCGAAGUCUGAAAGCCGUUCAGAUAAAUAAAUCGAUUUGUACACUUCUCUGUAAAAAUCACCCUCCCACUCGUAAUCUCAUUUAUUCAUUUAUAAACGAGGGUCGAAGGUGGUCAGCUCGUCCUAAACCUCCUUUUCAGCAGAGUCAGUUUAACAAAUUUGAUUAAUUUCCCAAGGCGGGGCUUAAUCUCAUCGUUCUUUAUCGCUUCCUCAGACGGAUAGCCAAGACAGAUAUGCGUGUCCUGAUUUGUCUAAACCGUCCCAGUAUAAAAGGAAACCGGGAUGCAUUAGUGUUACAUGGGAUAUAUAAAGAUUAAGAACUGAAGUUUCGCUUUACUUUUAAUACUGCCAUACAGGAUCUGUAUGAUGUUUUCGUUUAAAAAAAAAAAAAAGAAGGCAAAAAAGAAAAGAAAAAGCUAAUCCUUAGACUCCUGAAGGGUCCAGUAGAUCAGUGCCUCAGUGUAACACCUCCAUUUUGAGAUCUUGAUGAGAAAUUAGGGGCUGUUUUUUUUUUUUUCUUCAUACUUCGCUGUGAAGUGCUUUUGUGUUCUCUUUAGGAUGCCACAGUUGUCUGUAAAAGCCUGGAAUGUGAGACAAAAUCUGGUGAUGUUGGAUGAUUCUAAUAAAACCACCCUGAGAAACAAAA